Molecule: messenger RNA, 2281 nt
Organism: Athalia rosae (coleseed sawfly)
Lineage: Eukaryota; Metazoa; Arthropoda; Insecta; Hymenoptera; Athaliidae
Gene: Orc3
Product: origin recognition complex subunit 3
Exons: 14
Coding region: 218-2203 (661 amino acids)
Biological process (GO): DNA replication initiation; DNA replication
Cellular component (GO): nuclear origin of replication recognition complex; DNA replication preinitiation complex; nuclear pre-replicative complex
Molecular function (GO): DNA replication origin binding
Source: RefSeq, a predicted model, not a curated record
CUGUGAGGCGUAUUCGAACUCCGAAAUGCCGAGUAAAGUGCAGACCACGGUUAACUCGUGUCACGAGCUUGUGUUCAAACCAGUUCGAAUAAACUGUUCCAACGAACUGCGAGUCUGAGCUCGGUUUACUUUAGCUAUUUUUUGAGUGGGAAUAGUAUUGAUGUGAGCACACUAGUGCUUUAAUGAACUUUAAAAGUUUUCCAAAUUGCAGGACACAAUGGAGAACGUAUCCGUGUCGAAGGGGAUAUUUGCAUUCCCAGGGAAAUACAGGAUUGGUGACAAAAAAAGAAAAGCAACAAAACCUGUAUUUUGUACAGAACCAUGGUAUAUUGCUUACAAAGAAGCAUGGUCAAUUAUCCAAACAGCCGCUGAGAACAUAAAUUCGAAAAUGUUUACCAAACUUCUGGUGGAUUUGAAGUUAUAUGCUUCGACGAUAAAUUACGAUACAUUAUCUGGGGAAAUACCUACAGCUAUUUUACUCACGGGUGUUAAUUUACCUGACCAUGCAACGCUAUUUAAUUUAUUGGCACAUGAAUUCAAAGAUAUUACCCAACAUGUUGCAAUUAUACAGCGUAGAGACUCUUAUAACUUGAAAAACAUGUUGGAAGAAACCGUAUACCAACUCAUAAAUGUUUCUGAGAACACGAGUCUGAAUAUGAAGAAAUAUCAAUGCACCCCAAGUGUACUAAAUGCUUGGUAUGAAGAAUGCACAUCAAAACAACCCCUACUAAUAAUUAUUCCAGAGUUUGAAAGUUCUUCUGCUGAUAUUUUGCAAGAAUUUAUUCUUAUAUUGAGUGUUUAUUCGAAACAAAUUAAAUUUAUUUUAAUUUUCGGAGUGGCAACGGCUUUGCACGCUGUGCACAGAUCUUUGCCACAUCAUGUAACGUCUAAGUUGCAAGUUCAGGUGUUUCAAGCUCAAUCGCAGGUGAAAAGUCUUUCAAGUGUAUUUGAGGGUAUCGUACUUUCUACGGAAACUUCUUUUAAAUUAACUGGACGGGCGUUUCAGUUACUCACAGAUAUAUUUCUGUUCUAUGAUUUUUCCGUCCGCGGAUUUUUGGAAGGGUAUAAGCUAUGUAUGAUGCAACAUUUUUACGGAAAUAACAUCAACGCUUUGUGCUGUAAUAAAAAGGAUGAAAUAAAAUCUAAAAUAUCCGCAUUAACGAGCGCGGAUUUGAAAGAGAUAAUGAAACUGGAUUCCAUCGCCAAAUAUAUCCAGGAAUUACCAAAAGAGAAACGCGAAUCUUUGCGAGACGAUGAGUUUGAGUUUAAGGAGUUGCUUUUGACAUUGAUGAACCAGAUAUUUGAUUUUACAUGGACGUUUCAAAUAUUUCUAAAAUGUUUGCAUUGCGUUACUUCGGAUCUUCCGAAUGCCCCGCUCGGUAAGCAGUUGAGAGAAACGUACGCCAAAGCAGCAAGCUGUUCUGUAACCGAUUCUCAGGAGUACAAAGAUUGCUUGCAAUUUUUGGGUUUCAUUUCUAAAGAAGAACUACUCCAGAAACUAGAAUCUAUGGUAAAUAUUAUCGAAAACUCAGGGGCUGCUGACGUAUUGGAGGAUGUUAAACUGAGUCUAAGCAAACAUCGAGAUGCUAUCAGCGAUGCGAACUUGGAGUUAGUUCGAGAGACUACCGAACUCGAUAUAGGAAAUGAAAAAUUCAAUCGAUUUCAGUUGAAAGAGAAACUACUAGAAAUGUCAAAAAAGCAUUCAAUCUCGCCUUACAAGAGGGCCCAAUUGGAUUUCAUCGACUAUUUGGACAAGAAAAUCUUCUCAGUUUAUUUGAAAAAUCCAAUUCUUUUACCUGCCAGUGAAAUAUUUUUCUUCGGCGAUGGAAACUCUGUGAAACAUCACAUUAUCGGAUCUCCACGCGCUGCCAUCCACACUGGUUUAAAUGACCCGCAAGCGUAUCUGGACUGUUCCUGCUGCACUUCGAACAACGAACAAUCAAUCCUUGCCACUCUACCUGACUUGAGCAUUAUUUACAAGCUUCAUUUGGAAUGUGGAAGGCUCAUUAACAUGUACGACUGGCUGCAGGCUUUCCUAACCAUCGUGUGCCCAGAGAUAUCGGGGGAGGAGCAACGGGAAGUAGAUCCAGAGCUGCAAGCACGGUUUACUCGGGCAGUGGCGGAACUACAGUUUCUAGGAUUCAUCAAAACCUCGAGAAAAAAGACUGAUCACGUUAUGCGACUCACUUGGGGGUGCAGUUAACUUUAAUAACUUCAAAGUAUUAAGAGUUGUACAAUUUACGCUGUUUCUUGGCACGAUAAAAAGCUCACUUUUCAUCAA